AAUUGUUUUCCCCCAAUCUUUUGCAGGCGAGAAAACUCUAAGCUCAAUUGGAUGAGCAGAUGAAUGCUUAUCGUAAAUUAGUUUCUUCUAAUAUUUCGACAAAAGCUGAUGCCGCAGAGAGUGAUCUAGAGUCUUGGAUUGAGCGGUUAAUAAAAUAACUCCAUCAAGUAAACUCACAGAUGCAAGCUUGGGUAUCCUCUGGUGGUUCAGAUAUGGUUUCUCAUACUUUGACUAGACACCAAGAAGUUCUUCAAGAUAUCACGCAGGGGUUUUAUCGUCUUCGCUCAAGUCUUCGAGCUAAGAAAGAACAUGCUUCACUUUUAGAUGAUUUUAAAGAAUUUGAUUGGACGAGAUUAGACUUGGAAGAGGGUGCCGAAUCUGAACAGCAUACACUUCUAAAAGAGCAUGCUUCUAUCAGCCGAAAUACCGGACAUGUCAGUCAUAUAAAACAAUUGUUUUGCUUUUCUAAUAUGAAAUGUUGUUUUCUUGCUUUUGAAUCCAUUUAUUCCUAGUGGAAUGCUUUGGCCACAUUAGUAUGUUAGCUUAGAUUUUUUUUUCGAACUCUUGUAGAUUUUGUACUAUUCUUGAGAAAGUGAUUUUCGCUCAUGAUA
Cicer arietinum (chickpea) is the source of this 611-nucleotide messenger RNA. Lineage: Eukaryota; Viridiplantae; Streptophyta; Magnoliopsida; Fabales; Fabaceae. The record is from RefSeq and is a predicted model, not a curated record.